GUCCCAACGCGGUGCAGCGUAGCGCCCCCCGCGUCCCGCUCCGGCAGCCCCGGUGCCCCCGACCAGCGCCCGCCAUGCCUGAGCAGCUCAGCGUCGCCGAGUUCCUGGCCGUCACCGCAGAGGACCUCAGCUCCCCGGCUGGGGCCGCCGCCUUCGCCGCCAAGAUGCCCCGAUGCCGGGGGGCGGCGCUGGCGCGGGAGGAGGUCCUGGAAGGAGACCAAGCCAUCCUGCAGAGAAUAAAGAAGGCUGUGCGGGCCAUCCACAGCUCUGGCCUGGGCCACGUGGAGAACGAGGAGCAGUACCGAGAGGCCGUGGAGUCCCUGGGUAACAGUCACCUGUCUCAGAACAGCCACGAACUGUCCACGGGUUUUCUGAACUUGGCCGUGUUCACCCGUGAGGUGGCCGCACUCUUCAAGAACCUGGUUCAGAACCUGAACAACAUUGUCUCUUUCCCUCUGGACAGUUUGAUGAAGGGACCGCUGAGGGACGGGCGGCAGGAUUCCAAAAAGCAGCUGGAGAAGGCUUGGAAGGACUACGAAGCCCGGAUGGCCAGGCUGGAGAAGGAGCGAGAUCGGGCCAGGGUGACAGGAGGUAGCCCAGGGGAGGUGACCCAGGACACACAGCGGGAGCGACGUGUCUUCCAGCUGCACAUGUGUGAGUACCUGCUCAAAGCUGGGGAGAGUCAGAUGAAACAAGGCCCCGACUUCCUCCAGAGCCUCAUCAAGUUCUUCCACGCCCAGCACAACUUUUUCCAAGAUGGCUGGAAGGCGGCUCAGAGCCUGUCCCCCUUCAUCGAGAAGCUGGCAGCCUCCGUACAUGCGCUGCGUCAAGCCCAGGAGGAGGAGCUACAGAAGUUGGCCCAGCUCCGGGACUCCCUCCGAGGGACCCUGCAGCUGGAGAACAGAGAGGAGCACCUGAGCCGGAAGAACUCGGGGGGCGGCUACAGCAUUCACCAGCACCAAGGCAACAAGCAGUUUGGGACCGAGAAAGUGGGCUUUCUGUAUAAGAAGAGCGAUGGGAUUCGAAGAGUCUGGCAGAAGAGGAAGUGUGGAGUCAAGUAUGGCUGCCUGACCAUCUCACACAGCACUAUAAACCGGCCCCCAGUGAAGCUGACCCUGCUGACGUGCCAAGUGAGGCCAAACCCUGAGGAGAAAAAGUGCUUCCAUCUGGUGACCCACAACCGGACAUACCACUUCCAGGCAGAGGACGAGCACGAGUGCGAGGCGUGGGUGUCGGUGCUGCAGAACAGCAAGGACGAAGCCUUGAGCAGCGCCUUCCUCGGGGAACCCAGCAGCGGCCCGGCGUCCUGGGUGGGCGCGGGGCUGGACGGGGAGUCCCAGGACCUCACCAAGCUGCUCAUCGCCGAGGUGAAGAGCCGGCCCGGGAACGGCCAGUGUUGCGACUGCGGGGCUGCAGACCCCACGUGGCUCAGCACCAACCUGGGCGUGCUCACCUGCAUCCAGUGCUCCGGCGUCCACCGCGAGCUGGGCGUGCGUUUCUCCCGCAUACAGUCGCUCACCUUGGAUCUGCUGGGCCCGUCAGAGUUGCUGCUGGCCUUGAACAUCGGAAACACGCGCUUCAAUGAGGUUAUGGAGGCCCAGCUGCCCUCACACGGUGGUCCUAAACCCUCAGCUGAGAGUGACAUGAAUGCCCGCAGGGACUACAUCGUGGCCAAGUAUGUGGAACAUAGAUUUGCGCGACGAUCCACACCUGAGCCCCAGAGACUCUGGACAGCCAUUUGCAACAGGGACCUCCUGGCGGUAUUGGAGGCCUUUGCCAACGGACAGGACUUUGGACAGCCUCUGCCAGGGCCUGACGGGCAGGUGCCCGGAGAGCUUGCCCUGCACUUGGCUAUCAAAGUAGCCAGCCAGGCCUCCCUGCCCCUGGUGGACUUCAUCAUCCAGAACGGUGGUCACCUGGAUGCCAAGGCUGCGGACGGGAACACUGCCCUGCACUGCGCGGCGCUCCACGGCCAGGCCGACUGCAUCAAGCUGCUGCUGAGAGGGAGAGCAGCUGUGGGCACAGUGAACGAGGCUGGAGAGACAGCUCUGGAUGUGGCCAGGAAGAAGCAGCACAAGGAGUGUGAGGAGCUGCUGGAUCAGGCCCAGGCUGGGACCCUCAUCUUCCCUCUGCAUGUAGACUAUCCCUGGGGAAUGUCUAUGGAGCCUGGCUCUGACAGCGAGGAGGACGAGGAAGAGAAGCGCUGCCCUCUGAAGCCCCCAGCCCAAGCCCGCUGGGCCAGUGGCAGGCUGGACAUCAGCAACAAGACCUAUGAGACCUUCACCAGCCUAGGACCAGCCGCCCAGCAGAGCCAGAGUGAAGACUGCCCCCCACCCUUGCCAGUCAAAAGCUCUUCUCGGACAACGGUUCAAGGACGUGCAGGACAUGCCAAUGGAGAUCCUGAAGUCCCCAACCUGAGUUCAGAGCCCCCCGAGGCCUCUGAGAGCCUGGGCAGUCUAGCCACCUCCUCCUCCAGCCUCACAAGCCCCAUGGAGCCUGGGGGUGCCAGUCAAGGCCUGCUCAGCUCAGAGGAGGGCCUCCAGGAGACCCCGGGCACCUCCCGACCCAGCCUGGCACCUGGAACCACCCCUGCAGAGGUGUAUCUCCCCGUCCGAUUCAGCUCGGAGAGCACUCGCUCCUAUCGACGGGGAACCCGGAGCCUGGAAGAUGGUCCCUCAGCCCGGCAGCCUGUGCCCAGAAGGAGCACACAGGUUGGCUUCCCUGAAGGGGAUGGCGCAAAGACUGGGGUUCUCCCGGCAAGUUCUGUGCGCCUUUUGCAAGACUAGGGCCUUGCUGACCCCUGCAUGGCCAUAUUGAACCCCAACACUCAAGUGGAACUUGAGCACACAAAGUUGGAGAGUGAAGGCAUCCAUUCCCUUGGGUCCUGGCUCUCCAUCCCUCGUGUCUCUGUGGAUGGCCUUCCUCUUGCUGUGGACCAUGUCCCUGCCAAGGAAGCUGUGUCCUUUCAUGAUGGGGCUGAGAUGGUCCUUUUCCUGCUAUCUCAUUGCCCUCCAUGGCCAGGCACCCAGAGGUUAGGUCUGAGUGCUACUGAGCUCGGUUCAGAACCAGAACUUUCGGUUCCCCGUCAGACCAGAACGGUUUCUCCCAUCAGCCCGGGGCACCCUCGUUCACUUCCAGAUCACGGACUCUGCCGGACCAGGGACUCUCUUCUCACCAUUCUUAGUCCAUUGUUCCUUUACUGAGUUCCAGCUCUGUGUCCAGGCCUGUGUGAGGCACUAUGGAUGCCACAUGGGAAAGGCCAGGGUCCUUCCUAUAGGUGUGGUCCCCAGCAGGGAAGCUGGUCUCAAGGACUGGCUUGGGAAUGGGCUGGGCCAGGUUCCAGAGGACGGUUCUGGAAUGAGAAGCAGGACGGGCUGUCGUCUGGUUUCCCAUCUGACCAUGACAGUUGUCUGUAGCUCAUCUUUAUUCUAGUUGGCCAGGGCCUAUGCUGAACUGGCUGUUAAAUACACAUUCUGAGCGCCAGUCACGAGGGACAAUCCAGCCUUCCCAGGGAUCUCUAAUGUCUUUCCGAGCCACGAAGUAGAGCAUGGCUCACCUGCUUUUGUUUAUCUCCAUGACUUAGCAAGAGGAAAGGAACUGGGGUGAUGGAUCCCCACUUAUCUCUUCUUUCUGUCAACUCAGGAGCCUGCCAGUCUUGGGUGAGAGGGGCUGAGAAAGGAGGCAGGAGAGGGAUAGAGCAAAGUCUUCAAGGUCCUUCCCAGUGCCAGAAGUCCACCACUGCUCAGCCCCAGUUAGAAGCCAAUUCUCUGAAGUCAUCACCAACCGCUAACACCUCAGUUUUACAGCCAUGGGUGCUGGGCCCUGGUGGGGAUGGGCCAGGCCAAGCAGAGGAGACCAGAGGGCGUCAAGGCCAGCAGCACAGCAGUCUGCAGGGAGGCUGGGUCACUUACCCAGGAGGUCUGACUGCUGUGUGGGCCCACAGAAAUGGAUUGCCUUCUGAGCCCCCCGUGUAUGGCUCUGUUCAUCUCACAUGUGUUAUUUCAUUCAUCUCUAAUAAAGGAUUUGGAGGAGAUAAGUA
Messenger RNA from Marmota flaviventris (yellow-bellied marmot), 4039 nucleotides. It is a transcript of the gene Asap3, whose product is annotated as ArfGAP with SH3 domain, ankyrin repeat and PH domain 3. The record is from RefSeq and is a predicted model, not a curated record. Gene Ontology annotation, cellular component: focal adhesion; cytoplasm; intracellular membrane-bounded organelle. Gene Ontology annotation, biological process: cell migration; regulation of stress fiber assembly; positive regulation of GTPase activity. NCBI's taxonomy places the organism in Eukaryota, Metazoa, Chordata, Mammalia, Rodentia, Sciuridae. Gene Ontology annotation, molecular function: protein binding; GTPase activator activity.